CUUUCUUCUUUCUGCCUUUCUUUGUUUCUUUUGGCAUUUGUGUUGGGUCCUGGUAGACUAUAGAGAAGAUCUAUAUCAUCCUCACUUCGCUCCUCUCUUCUCCAAUAACCUCGUCGUCAUCCCAUGCUUUUAUAGUUUCCUCCCACCUGUACUCUUGCAGAGCCUGUGACGCGCAGGCCAAAUUCAAAUCGAACGCCCGUCAUCACCCAAUCCUCAAGCCGGAAGAUUAUGUUUUGGAUUGUUUCCUUGGAAACUCAACUUUUGCAACACCGCACUGAAUCCUGAAGCACAACUAUCCACGCUUUGACAGUUCGAAUACCACGGGUCUAAAACACCGAACACACCACACCACUUCCCAAGCACCUGCCGAUAGACGUCGAUCUAUCUCCGAAAUCUUCAUAAACCACCCUAUUAUCUGCUAGGCACGGCGUCGUCGUUACAUUCAGACACCAUGCCUGGCCGACUUCUCCCCAGCUUCGUGCGCCACCACUCCCACUCUCACAACCACCCUUCCUCCAUCUCCUCCCACUCCAACUCGUCGUCUACCUCGUCUGUGAAUGAGAUCCCGAACCCGGCCAUGGCUUCUAAGAAGCCCACCGUGACGGCCCAUCCCGAGAGGGCACGUUCUCCGGAACGCCGCCUAUCCUUUGCGAUGGAUCAACUGGAUCACCUUAUCCACCCUCACAGGGAGCACAGCAAGGACAAGAAGCGUGGAUACCGACGGGCUUCUCGCUCGAAGGAACGCCAUGCCAAUGAUCAUGCAUCGGGGUCGUCUGCGAAAUUGGACGUGGUCGUCGAGUCUCCCCCCCUUGUCUGCUACGGAACCCCUGCCAACUCCACAGGAGCGCUCUUCUCGGGACGCUUGAAAAUCACCGUCACGGAGCGAGCGGAACCGAUCUUUGUGGAUAAGUUUGACAUGCGCCUGAUGACCAAGAUCACGACGAAGAAGCCGGUGUCGAGGGAAUGCUCUAGCUGUUCCUCUCGCACCGACGAGUUGACUCACUGGAACUUCCUGACCGAGCCGCUGAGCUUGAAGAGCGGCGACCAUGAGUUCCCCUUCAGCUAUCUAUUCCCCGGUAACUCGCCUGCGUCCUGCAACGGCUCUCUGGGCAAGAUCGAAUACUUCUUGUCCGCACACGCCCACAAUGUGAACGGUGAAGAAUACAACUUCGAGAUGCCGCUGCACAUCAAGCGUGCGAUUCUUCCCGGGAACGACAAGUCCUCGAUCCGUAUUUUCCCCCCAACCAACCUGACCGGCCGAAUUGUCCUUCCUUCCGUCGUGCACCCCAUCGGCACAUUCCCCGUUCAGAUGACCCUCAGCGGAGUCGUUGACAAGGGCGACGAGACCCAGACUCGCUGGCGCCUGCGCAAGAUGAUGUGGCGGAUUGAGGAACACCAGAAGAUCGUUUCCACGGCCUGCUCCAAGCAUGCGCACAAGAUCGGGGGCGAAGGAAAGGGGGUCCUCCACCAAGAGACCCGCAUCAUUGGCCACAACGAAGAAAAGGAGGGCUGGAAGACCGAUUUCGACACCGCUGGCGGCGAAAUCAGCAUGCAGUUCGAGGCCAACAUCAACCCCACUUGCAACCCGGUCUGCGAUCUCGAAGCGCCCGGUGGAUUGGAAGCCAAGCACAACCUCGUCAUCGAAUUGAUUGUCGCCGAGGAAUUCUGCCCCAACCGCAACACCAGGCUCAUUACGCCCACGGGGGCCGCGCGAGUGCUUCGUAUGCAAUUCCACUUGCAUGUCACCGAACGGAGCGGACUUGGCAUCAGCUGGGACGAGGAGAUGCCUCCCGUUUACGAGGACGUGCCCGCCAGCCCUCCCGGAUACACUAUGCUCGACGGUAGCAGCAUCAUGGAAGACUACAGCGGGUCGCCACUUGCACUCCCGGAAUACGAGGAUCUAGAGCACAUGGACUCUCUCCGCUUGGACAGCGAGUCCACGCACUCGUCUACUCGGGGACGAUCCCGGCUGACCAACGAUGAUUUGACCACGGAGCCUAUGGAGCUCGGAAGCCGAACCCGAGCCCCAUCUGCCAACUCCCAAGCGUCCGAAUAGCUUUGACUCAUUCGGAUUCGAAUACCCCGACCGACCGCUUCAACCAUUUUCAUUUUCAUUUCUUUUUCACCUUAUGACUUUACGAAUACACCUGAUGAAUGGAACGACUUCAACUCGAACUCCAAACAAGAUUGCUUGCUCGCUUUCUUCAACAAUUCUUUGCAAUUACAGCACCUAAUAUGGAAUCGUCUUUCUCUGCUCCUUUCCUUUGUUCACCAAACGACACGAAUCAUGUUCUUUUUUCCUCUGCGGAAAAAUCGGGAUUAAAAAAAAGUUGUUGAUUUGCUUUUUGUAUUUUUUGCUAUGAUACCCAUCAUAUCUGUCCGGGGCUGCAUUUACUUUCUCACAUUGCUUUUCUCUAUUUUCUUUUCUCUCAUGUUACUUUUGCGCAUACCCCGUGAUGGC
This is a messenger RNA of Aspergillus steynii IBT 23096, 2461 nucleotides long. Its product is annotated as alpha-arrestin. Gene Ontology annotation, molecular function: ubiquitin protein ligase binding; protein-macromolecule adaptor activity. NCBI's taxonomy places the organism in Eukaryota, Fungi, Ascomycota, Eurotiomycetes, Eurotiales, Aspergillaceae. Gene Ontology annotation, cellular component: cytoplasm; cytosol; plasma membrane. The transcript has a single exon. Bases 452 to 2056 code for a protein of 534 amino acids. The record is from RefSeq and is a predicted model, not a curated record. Gene Ontology annotation, biological process: ubiquitin-dependent endocytosis.